CUGCCGGAGCACGUGCAGGUGGAUGACCCCGCUGCCCAGAGGAAACUGGCCAAGAAGCUGGAGCGGCAGCAGGUACCUCUGAGGCAGGACUAUGGCACCAAAGUCAACCUGUUCUCCCACCUGCACCAGUACAGCAGGAAGAAGCCGUUGACACAGCAGAUGAGCAUCCCCUCCACGGUGAUCCACCCAGCAGUGGUGCGCCUUGGCCUCCAGUACUCCCAGGGCAUCAUCAACGGCUCCAAUGCCCGUUGCAUCGCGCUGCUGGAAGUCUUCAAACAGCUGAUCCGGGAUUACUCCACUCCCCCCAACGAGGAGCUGUCUCGGGACUUGGUGGCGAAGCUGAAGCCACAUAUCAGUUUCCUGAACCAGUGCCGGCCGCUCUCGGCCAGCAUGGGCAACGCCAUCAAGUUCCUCAAGAAGGAGAUCUCGUGCCUGCCUGACACCCUGCGAGAGGAGGAG
Manacus vitellinus (golden-collared manakin) is the source of this 459-nucleotide messenger RNA. RefSeq names its product translation initiation factor eIF-2B subunit delta. The transcript is spliced from 5 exons. The annotation marks the transcript as partial. NCBI's taxonomy places the organism in Eukaryota, Metazoa, Chordata, Aves, Passeriformes, Pipridae. The record is from RefSeq and is a predicted model, not a curated record.